Molecule: messenger RNA, 1773 nt
Organism: Camelina sativa (false flax)
Lineage: Eukaryota; Viridiplantae; Streptophyta; Magnoliopsida; Brassicales; Brassicaceae
Source: RefSeq, a predicted model, not a curated record
UAUUAUAUGGUUUUCAUACCAGGGAGAAAGGUCGAUAUCGCUAUGCUGGUCAAUGGAAGCACAGUCGAAUGCAUGGGUGUGGUGUCUAUGAAGUUAAUGAACGCAUCCUAUAUGGUAGAUUUUACUUUGGGGAGCUUUUGGAGGAGGAGCAUGGCUGUACCGUAGAUAUUUGUGCGCUGCAUUCUGGUUUGGCGGAGGUGGCCGCAGCUAAGGCUCGAAUGUUUGUAAACAAACCUGACGGAAUGAUUAGGGAAGAGAGGGGCCCAUAUGGUGAUCCUCAACAUCCAUAUUUUUAUGAAGAAGAGGAUGUUUGGAUGGCGCCAGGUUUCAUUAACCAAUUUUAUGAAGUCCCUGAGUAUUGGGAAACCUACGUAGAUGAGGUGGAUCAAGAAAGGGAAAUGUGGUUGAACUCUUUUUACAAAGCUCCUUUGAGGCUACCAAUGCCCGCUGAGCUCGAACAUUGGUGGAAAAAUGUGGAGGUGACACCGGAGUUUGUCUUACUGAACAAAGAACCUGAACCUGAUCCUGAAGAUCCUUCCAAACUUGUUCAAACGGAGGACCCUGUUAUUUUGCAUACGCCAACAGGUCGGAUAAUCAACUAUGUUGAGGAUGAAAAGCACGGCAUACGACUAUUUUGGCAACCUACUCUGGAGGAAGGAGGGGAAGAAGUGGAUCUUUCAAAAGUUGAGUUUUUGCCACUUGGUUUCGACGAGUUCUAUGGGAAAGAAGUGGCAGUGAAAAAGGAGCACCCGAUAAAAAGAUUCAUACUUGGAAUCGAGAAAUCGGUGAAGCCGAUGCUUGACGGGUUAGAGAAAUGGACAGAAGAGAAAAAGAAAGCAAAUGAAGAGAGAAAGGAGAUGAUACAGAAGGAGCUUGAGUUAGUAGAGGCUGAGAUUUGCUUAGAGGAAGCUAUAGAGGAUAUGGAUGAAGAAUUGAAGCAGAAAGAACAAGAAGAGGAAAAAAAAACUGAAAUGGGUUUGACUGAAGAGGAUGAAGAUGAUGAUUUUGUCCCGGUUCAAAAAGAAGAGAAAGUUGUCGCUGCCAAAGAGAAGAUACAAGAGAAGAAACAGGAAGAGAAAUACAAAGAUGAUGAGGAUGAUGCUGAUGGUGAAGGCGGAGAAGAUGAUGACGACGACGACGAUGAUGAUGAUGAUCUUGGGCCAUCAAGUUUUGGAUCUGCAGACAAGGGAAGAAGGAAUUCUCCUUUUUCUUCAUCCUCGUUGUCUUUUGCUUCAUGUACCCUCUUUCCCGCGGUACAAUCAAGACUAGAAAGAUCGUUUCUAGCAUGGAAGCAACAGAGAGCAGAACCAUCAAAAGUGAAACCAGGAAUCAUCAAAGGUGCAGAAAACACAGCAGCUUCAAUCCAUUUCCCUCCAUUGCCAAGAAACAAACCCGGACUGAAGAUGGUAAAGGCAUCAUCAAACCGAGGUUUUAUCCAGAGAAGCAACGGAAGCUCAAGAUCUCAGUCUCAGCUAAUGUCUCUCUCACGACAACUAUCUUGCAAUGCAUCAUCAUCAUCUUCUCCUCCUCCUCCUGUUAACAACAACAGCUCCAAUAAAGACCUGAGAGAUUCCGGAAUCUGGAAAACACCGGUUGGAGAAAUGAGUUCGGUUUUGUCGCUCCAAAUCCAUACAAAACGUUGUGAUAUGUAUGCAGAGACUCCUCCAGCCUUCUUCCAGUAGCUUUUUAGCUCAGAGUUUCUUCUCUUAUGUACCCUUUCAGACAUCUUCUUCUUUGGUUGUGGACAAAAUCAUUUGAAUAUUUUUUGUUGUU